Messenger RNA from Hirsutella rhossiliensis, 3057 nucleotides. RefSeq names its product PIF1-like helicase domain-containing protein. Lineage: Eukaryota; Fungi; Ascomycota; Sordariomycetes; Hypocreales; Ophiocordycipitaceae. Gene Ontology annotation, molecular function: DNA helicase activity. The transcript has 11 exons. Gene Ontology annotation, biological process: telomere maintenance; DNA repair. The coding region runs from base 1 to 3057 and encodes 1018 amino acids. The record is from RefSeq and is a predicted model, not a curated record.
AUGCGGCGGAAAAUCCAGUCGCUCAUCGUCGGAUAUGGCGUGCCGGCCAUCUGGUUCACCAUCAACCCGAACGACAUUACGAACCCGGUGAAGCUGCGACUGGCGGCAUACCGCACACGCGAUCCCGACGCGGCCGAGGAGUUCUUAGAAGGCCUUGGGGAUGCGUAUAAGCGGGCACGGCUGGCGAUAUCGGAUCCCAUGAGCUCGGCCGUGUUCUUCCACCGCGAGAUGAAGCUAUUCUUCGAUCAUUACGUGAAGGUCGGUGAAGACUCGAUGCUUGCCGACAUCCACGGGGAGGAUCAGGCGGCGUAUCGCGAGCGAAUCGUCCGAUACAUCGAUAGCGUCUUCUCAGAGGAUCUGGACCAGGAAAGUUUUUGCGCCGUGCAAGCGGAGCGAUCUGUGACGGGCGGUAUUGGUUCGCUGCUGGACAACGCCGCGCAGUUCUCGGCCGCGUUUAUCGAGGAGGCCAACUUCUGUGCCGGCGCGACGCAGGUGCACACGCAUAGCCCGACCUGUGUGAAGUAUUCCUUGGGCAAAGGAGGGCGGAAAGGGGACCUCUGCCGGUUCAAGGCGCCAUGGAGGUUAGUCGACAAGACCGCCCUCACGGCAGACGGGGUGCUGCAGAUCCGGAGGACACACAGCAUGGUCAAUCGAUGGAACGAGGCUAUUGCUGUCGGGCUCCGGCACAACCAUGAUAUUUCCUUCAUUGCGACGCAGCGCAAGACAAUGGCCCUCAUCUAUUAUGUCACGAACUACGCGACCAAGGUGGAGGACCCGGUGUGGAAGCGUGUGGCGGCCGCGGCCGAGCUCCUGGCCGCCUCAACAGGGAACAGGACGCGACAGUUCCUGAUGAGAGUGGCGAACCGCGUGUUCACGGAGCGUCCGCUAUCACAGGUCGAGGUCGUCGCUCACCUUCUCGGAUAUCCGGCCGAGUUCACCGACAGCAGCGCGUGGGCGUACCUGAACUGUUCUCUGCUGUACUGGGAAGUCUUUCGGCGAUGGCGGCAUCUCCGAGAAGCCAGUGGCGCUGCGGCUAUGGAUGACACCUUGGAUGAGUCGGUGCUCAGGCGGCCGGGCAAGCACGCUACCGUCUGCCUCGACGGCUACCUGAGCAAGGACUUCACCUACGAUGACGAGUCGUGCUACCGGAGAAGGGCAGCCGUGCAGCAUCUUGCGCUGUUCGUGCCGUGGAAGUCCUUCCUGGGCGAAGGAACAGGUGAGAUCAACAGCAUCUGGGCGCGGGCUCGAGACGCUAUGGCCCCGAGAAUAUCAUGUCUCGUCGACAACGUGCAGCUGCUUCGACGAUCCGCCGAAGACGCAAAACGCGACGCCAAGCAAUGGGCAGCCUCGUCCGGCGAUGGCGACCCGACGGUCGCACACGUCGAGGAGGGUGGAGCAGGCGAGGCGGGCGCGGAGUCUGCAGCGGCAUAUCAGCCCAACAGCAUCGGAGACGCAACGCGGCUCAUCGACGUCGUCCGAGGUGCAGUGGGAGCGAAUCAGGUGACGGCCAAGUCGCCGGAGCUCAUGGCAAUGAUACAGCAGCUCUGUCGGUUUCAGCAAUCGGCGCUGCGCUCGACGGCCGAGCUCGAGGCCACGGCGCUGAUCGAACGAGGAGAGGCGGUUAAGCAUGCCAGGGCGGGUAUUUUCCGGGGCCGCACUACCGCCGCAGGAUCAGGUCAAGGCUAUCAAGUCGCAGCAGGGGCGGGAAUGGACGUUCAGUUUGGCCCAUCAACCUCCUUCCUCGCGGCGGGCAAGGUGUUGGCAACACGGCUGACGAUGAACAAGAGGCAGUCCAUCGCUUUUCUGAUGAUAUGCCGCCAGCUCGAUUUGAUGCAGCAGGCCGACGGGGCGAUGCCUGCCAGCUGCGCCAGUUCGUCGGUGGCGAGGGCGGCGGAGCGGUUCAUCCACGGCCAGUCUCGAAUGGAUUGGCAGGAGAAGGAUGUGCUCGUCAUCGACGAGGUGAGCAUGCUCGGGGCGCGGACGCUGCACGCCGUGAACGAGCGGCUUCGCCGGCUUCGCGGAUCGCGGCAAGAUUUCGGGGGGAUCCCCAUCGUCCUCUUCUGCGGAGAUUUUCAGCAGUUCCGGCCGGUCAAGAGAGACAACUCGUUCAAGGCCGAGCAGCGUCACCAGCACGACAAAGCGCACGCACUGUGGAAGAGGUUCACGACGGUCGUCAUGCUGGACGAGCAGAUGCGCGCCGCCGGCGACCCGGAGCUGCAGAGGCUGCUGAAGCGGAUCCGUCUAGGCGUGCAGGAUCGGACGGAUCUAAACCUCCUCAACUCAAGGAAUCGGUGGAACCUGAACAUGGAGGCGAGCCUGGCGUUCCGGGUCCAGCAGCGGUCGACGAUGCGCAUUUUCAUCUCCGAGCACAAGUGGAAGGAGGAGCUGCCGACGGAGGAAGAGGCGAUCAUGAUACUCAACCAGGGCGACGAUAGCGCGAUCCCGGUGCCGGCCGUCUUCAUGUUCGUGGCCGGGAUGCCCAUCGUCGUGAACCACAACACCCACCAGGGGCUGAAGCCAGUGAACGGCGCGAGCUACUCGGCGGUGGAGGUCAUUGUCGACAAGGCGUACCCGGGGCAUCGGAUCUCGGCCGAUAUGACGAUCCACUUCGGGCCGCCGGCGGGGAUCAUUCUCGAAUCGGAGACGACGAGAUAUCUCCACUUCUGCCAGCGAAAAAGGCCGUGGCAACGCAACGACGUCAGCCGAAAGGGUUUGCCGUGCGCAGCAGCGUUCGCGUGCACGGACUACAAGGUGCAGGGCAAAACGCUGGAGCGCGUGGCCCUCGAGCUGCGAGGGACACGGACGACGAAGAUGGAUGGAACGGUGGUGCCCUCGCAGUGCGACCCGUACGGCCUGUACGUGCAGCUAUCGCGCUGCCGAACUCUAGACGGCAUCAUGCUCGUGUCCAAGGUGCGGGACAGAGACUUGGUGGGCAACCGGGUCCCCGAGGAGAUGACUGCCGCACAGGCCAGGCUCGAGGUACUGAGCGAGAGGACCGUUGAGGAGGCGUUGCGCUGGCUGGACGGUGAUGCUGAAGAGUCAAGGCGGCCGGGCUAG